Molecule: messenger RNA, 2567 nt
Organism: Cynara cardunculus var. scolymus (artichoke)
Lineage: Eukaryota; Viridiplantae; Streptophyta; Magnoliopsida; Asterales; Asteraceae
Exons: 2
Coding region: 407-2281 (624 amino acids)
Source: RefSeq, a predicted model, not a curated record
CGCACUCCCUCUCUGUCUAUAUACAUAUAUUAAUACAUACAUACACACGUAUGAAUCUAAUUUCACCCCUGUAUAUCGCCAGCACUUGAAAUCCCUAAAUCUCUCUCUUUUAUCUCUGUGAAAUCACUCCUGUCUUUCGAGGAUGAAUGAUUUCCAAAAGCGGUGUUCUUGCAGAGCUGUAGCCAGUCAUUCUUGCUGAUUGAUUGGAUUUCAGUUUAAAUUUUUAGCAAAUGGAUCAACAUGAUACUUGUGGGGGUAGGCUGUAUAUUACCAUUGUAGAAUGUAGAUAGCCCUUAGAAAUACCCAACUUUAGCUUUGUGGAUAUUACUCAUAGCCUAGAAUAUGGGUGCUGUUGUUUACCAAACAAGAUUAGAUUGAAGUAGAUUAAGAGUUGUAUAUAACUUACAUGGAUGCGAGAUUUUUUGCAAACCCUGCGUCAAAUGCCUUCAAAAACCUUCGCAACUCCAUCUGUCUUAAAGGACCUGAAAAGGGACCUGGUUAUGCUACAGAUACAGUGUUACGACUGGAUUCACCGGGUUCCCUGAAUUGUUCAAUUUCUACCUCAAAAGGCGUUAAGCGCAAGUGGAGUUUGAGAGAUGGAUCAAUGGAUAUGGAAGCUGAAUUACCAUUAUGCCUCUGGCUAGGCCAUUCUUCAAGUUCCUCAGACAGCAAGGCGAGUUCUGCGACCGGAUGCACCAGCACCACGUCUUCAACUAAAGAAACUGAUGAAGAGGCCUCGAUGGAUCUAGAAUUGGACUUCAGUCUCCAUCUUGGUGGUGAAAAGGCACCUCCACGAAAGAAAAUCUCUAGUUCUAAUAAAUUGUCUCUGGAUCUUGAAGACCAAGUUGAUCUAGAAUUGAGUCUCUUAUCCACGCCUGCUGAAUCUGAUUUCAGUACUGUUCAAUUGAAUACUUCUGAAAAGAUUCCGCCAACUGUUGGUGGUGAUUUGUAUAUGAAUGAAGGUUCAAUUUCAUCACAUUUGAGAACUCAAAGUCCGUUUCCUUUGUUGCAGAGUUCAGAGAACACAAAACGUAGUUGCUUUCUCAAGCAGGCUCCAUCAUCCAGCAUCGUAACUGUACCAACUAGUUCAGUCACCUGUUUAUCCGGGAUAGCCCAACAACAGCAACGGAACAGUAUCACAAAGAUGUGUCAAUUUGAUGGAUGUGAAAAGGGAGCAAGAGGUGCUUCUGGUCGUUGCAUUGCACACGGAGGUGGUCGCAGAUGUCAGAAGCCCGAUUGUCAUAAAGGAUCCGAGGGUCGAACCGCUUACUGUAAAGCCCAUGGUGGUGGUCGAAGAUGUGAGUUUUUAGGAUGCACCAAGAGUGCAGAAGGACACACGGAUUACUGUAUCGCUCAUGGUGGCGGCAGAAGGUGCAGCCACACAGCUUGCACCCGUGCCGCCCGAGGGAAAUCCGGGUUGUGUAUACGUCACGGUGGUGGAAAGAGGUGCCAGAUGGAGAAUUGCACAAAGAGUGCCGAAGGCAUUUCUGGUCUCUGCAUUUCUCAUGGAGGUGGUCGCAGAUGUCAAGUUCCCGACUGCACCAAAGGGGCGCAAGGGAGCACAAUGUACUGCAAAGCACACGGUGGUGGCAAAAGGUGCACGUUUGAAGGGUGCAACAAAGGGGCGGAAGGAAGUACGCCAUAUUGCAAAGGCCAUGGUGGCGGGAAAAGAUGUACCUUUGACCUUGAAGGUGGAGCUUGCCCAAAGAGUGUCCAUGGUGGAACUCUUUUUUGCGUAGCACAUGGUGGUGGUAAAAGAUGUGUCGUGCCAGAUUGCACACGGAGCGCAAGGGGGCGUACAGAUUGUUGCGUCCGCCACGGGGGCGGAAAAAGAUGUAAGUUCGAAGGGUGUGCAAAAAGCGCUCAAGGUAGCACGGAUUUCUGCAAGGCACAUGGGGGAGGGAAGAGAUGCUCGUGGGGCGACGAUGUUUGUAAUCUGUUUGCAAGGGGCAAAACCGGAAUGUGUACAUCUCAUGAUGCCUUAGUGCAGGAUAACCGGGUCCAUGGUGGAGCCACCAUCGGAACCCUGGUUCAUGAAACUGUACCGAACCCAUCUGGAGAAAUGGAAAAGCUUAUGACCACAGAUGACAUGAAUGUUGAUGCUAUUAUGGCAUCAUCAUCAUCAUGUUUGAAAGCUUUUGGUGUCUAUAAAGGAAGUGUUUCAGUUUCAGUUCCAGAAGGGAGGGUUCAUGGUGGAAGUCUGAUUGCUUUGUUGGCAGGUAGUUCUGGUGGCUUAUCAGAUUCAGGAAAAUGUAACAUGAUGCCUCAGAAGUGGAUAUAAUCAAUCAGUCAUUUCUUUUAUGACGUCUGCAAGGGAAUGAUGACUGUUUUCCACCAUUGUUGAAUGAAUAAGGUGGAAUUAGGUAGUUGUUGGUGUUGUUUUUUGUUUCUUUGUAAAUUGUUAAUAGUGUUUAUCUCCAUCACACUUUGUUUCUUUGUAAAUAUGUUCUCAAACAACAAAAUUUCUUUGUUUCUUUGUAAAUAUGUUCUCAAACAACAGAAGAUGUUGCAACAUAUAAGGUAUUCCAUGAAAUAUACUUUAAUCCCAAAACAGACCAUAUGACUGU